Messenger RNA from Histoplasma mississippiense, 1479 nucleotides. RefSeq lists its product with no specific name. The record is from RefSeq and is a predicted model, not a curated record. The transcript is spliced from 4 exons. Bases 1 to 1479 code for a protein of 492 amino acids. Lineage: Eukaryota; Fungi; Ascomycota; Eurotiomycetes; Onygenales; Ajellomycetaceae.
AUGCGCUCUCAAUUCGCGCCGGCUUCAGCACUCUUAGUGUCAUUACGCUCUAGCCAUGGAAUAUACUUGACCACAUGCGGUAUCUCUUACCGGAAAUUCUCUUCCUCCACCCGCCUUUCGCAACUUGUCUCGCUCACCGACUUCCAUGAAACCAAUGUCCAAAUCCCAAUUGGAAGCUCUGGAAAUAUCUCCCUAAACAUUCUACAACCUAUUACGCGACCCGCCUUCCGGCGAACAAAUGUUAUCCUCUACCUGCCUCCAGGGCCUCUGUUUCCAAACGACAAACUGGACACCAUAACAGGCUUCAGAAAUGAUACUAAGAAUUCCGCGUACUCGGAUCCGUCUCCGUCACCGCAGCAUGCCCUGUCUUCUAGCACAUUAUCGACUGUUGUGACAGUGAACUAUCGGCUCGGACAGGUGGAAGAAAAUGGGGAGCAAAAGCGUUAUUACUACCCAGGCCCCGUACACGAUACACUGGCAGGGUUUGACUGGAUUUUUGAGCAUCUGAAACCGAAGCAGCUGUGCGUAUUUGGAAAGCACAUUGGGGCUGCGCACGAACCGAUAUGCGAUUGGACCGGCUUGGAUGAUUAUUGCUUGAAAUCCGACCUUGUACCUGAGGAAACUUUCGCAGCCGAUGAAAUACAUAGCAAUGAUAAUAAUCAUGGAGAAAAGACAACAACAACAACAACAGUAGAUCAUAACCCAAAGAAGCGUGGACGGAAGAAAAAGAUCCCAUCAUCGCCACCAGAUCUCGUCCCACUUCUUGAAGCCCGAAGUGCUCUAUUCCGCAAUCCUGUCAAUUACUUUGACUCCUUUGCUUCCCCUGCUCUGUUUCUUCGUUCUGCUGGAAAAAAUACGCCGGAGACUAUUCCCACCUAUCACACCGGUGGAGACUAUUCUAUUCCCAUAUUCGUGCAUAGUAACUUUUCUUUUGAGCCGGUACCAGAGUUGGCGCCGGAACUGAGACCAAAAGGGAAAGCGGAAGGUGAAGCUUUCGAAAUUUCUUCUCAAUCUGGGGAUGGAGCUCGUAAUGCUUUGAGCUCCAGAGCUGGGUAUGUAUUCAAGAAAGUCGGAGUGAGUGGUGAACUUGGCAGCGAUCCUCUUACGGAAGAAAACGCCUCUUGCUUUGCAUCACCAACUAUGCCUCCUCCUCGCCGUCCACGACCGACCCGUAAACGCACGCUGGAAGCGGAUGGAGAAACUAUCCUGGCACGCCAAGGAGCGGAGAUGGUCUCCCUCAUGCGUAAUGCGUGUUUCUGGGGUAGGGAGAAAGGGUAUGCAGAAGAAAGGGUUAAGGCUGUGUCCAUUCCAUUGUCUUUGUCUUCAAUGGCAGCGCUUGGCCGUGAAGGAGGUGGAUUAGUGAGCCGCGUGAAAGGCCCGAGAGGAGCUGAAGAAUGUGUUAAUCAAUCAUCUAGUGUUGAGGAACAGACUGGAAGGUAUUUCUAUAAUAUCCUAGAGCAAGUGAAUCGGAACGAAUAG